This is a messenger RNA of Pichia kudriavzevii, 912 nucleotides long. RefSeq lists its product as uncharacterized. The coding region runs from base 1 to 912 and encodes 303 amino acids. The transcript has a single exon. The record is from RefSeq and is a predicted model, not a curated record. NCBI's taxonomy places the organism in Eukaryota, Fungi, Ascomycota, Pichiomycetes, Pichiales, Pichiaceae.
AUGGAGAAGUUUUCUGUCUACUCUGACAAAACAACGGGGAUUUCUCCCUUUGUUCCUGCCAAUAUCCAUCCAACACUGGCAACGUAUAUAUUCCAUGUAUUUUUGAUUCCAAUCAAGAUUGUUGUUGUUCUCCCCGUGGUGCUGCUCUAUCCGCUAUUCACACUCACAUCGGGACUGACGAGGGUUUUCUUGGACAUCCUGCUUGCAUACUUCUUCAACGUCUGUGAACAGGAGCUCCUUGUAGACGGUAUCAGAAAAUCCGAUGAAGCUGGUAAACUAGCCAACACUCCCUCACUCGGCGAUGUUGUAUUUGUCAAUGCCAACGGGCCACUUGACUACUUUGUUUGGAAAAUGCAGUGCCAAUACCCAAACAAAAUAAAGGUGGGGGUGGCUACGGAUGAAGGCGUUGUUCUUGUUCCAAACGCCAGUGGCUGGUUCGGGUGGUGUUUCGGCGGAUCUCUACAAGUACCUAAAUCUUGGAAGUUGCUCAAUCCUGAAACCAUCAAGGAAAUCACCCUCUUUGUUGUCAUUGAGGGCACCAUAAGCAAUGGCAAGGGUGUGCUCUCCGUGCCACCACACUUUGACGUUGAGGAAUUUUUAAAAACAAUCAAAACUGCAGCUUCUAAAGCCAAGGUUCUCAGCACAAAGGUGAGUCCUGUUGGAAUCUCCGAAACCGUUAUCCCGACAAACAAGUGGUAUUGGUGGUUCGUCAAUUUUGGAAGUAUUUCCAUGAACCUGAAAUACAGACUAAAGCUUUACAAUCUCGACUAUAAGGAACUCGACAUUGACAGUAUUAGAACAGCACUGGCCAACGGCGGGAAAAUGAAGCUCCUGAGCAAGAACAUGCACAUCAAUACAAAGAGGGACUACCUGGUUGCCGUGGCCAUGAACAACGAGAAGAAGAGAGUGUAA